AAUCGCAAGUUAAUAUUUCCGACAAGACGAUGAGCUGUCGUCUCCGGAGAGGAGGGGGAAUUUCUCUCUUUCUCUUUCUCUCUCUCUCUCUCCCGUUUGAAUUCAAUUUCACCACAACUCAAAAAUAUUCCUGCGAUUCUCCUUCCUUCCUUCCUCCUGCGUCCCUAGCGGGGAAAUCACGAUUUUGAGAUCAUCAAAAUUAAAAAAAAAAAAAAAAAAAACAAACAAAUAGAUGGUGUCGGACAAUGAGAUGGGUCUGGCGUUAGCUGUGUCGUCGAGUGUCUUCAUAGGUUCCAGCUUCAUUUUGAAGAAGAAAGGUCUCAAGCGUGCUGCCGCUAAUGGCACCCGCGCUGGGUUCGGAGGCUAUACAUAUUUGUUAGAGCCCCUUUGGUGGGUAGGCUUGGUAACAAUGACUUUUGGAGAAAUUGCUAACUUUGUGGCUUACGUUUAUGCACCGGCUGUAUUAGUCACUCCUCUUGGUGCUUUAAGUAUAAUCAUCAGUGCUGUUUUGGCACAUUUCUUGUUAGACGAAAAACUUAGGAAAAUGGGAGUUUGGGGAUGUGUUUGUUGCAUUGUGGGCUCAGUUAUGAUCGUCAUACACGCACCUCAGGAGCAGACUCCCAAUUCUGUUGAAGAAAUCUGGAAACUAGCAAUGCAGCCAGCUUUUCUAAUUUACGUAGCCAUAUCAAUGUCGAUUGUCCUGGCUUUGAUUCUGUACUGUGAACCUCUCUGCGGCCAAACCAAUAUUCUUGUCUAUAUCGGAAUUUGUUCAUUGAUGGGUUCUCUUACAGUUAUGAGCAUAAAGGCUGUAGGGAUUGCGAUAAAGUUAACAUUUGAAGGGAUAAACCAGAUUUGGUAUCCAGAGACUUGGUUUUUUGCCAUUGUUGCAGCAAUCUGUGUGGUUAUGCAAAUGAUUUACCUAAACAAGGCGCUGGACACUUUCAACGCAGCAAUUGUUUCUCCAAUUUAUUAUGUGAUGUUCACAACACUCACAAUUGUUGCUAGUGCAAUCAUGUUCAAGGACUGGAAUGGGCAAAACACAGACAGCAUAGCCUCUGAGAUUUGUGGAUUCAUCACAGUGCUUACAGGAACAGUUAUACUCCAUGCGACAAGAGAAGAGGAACAAGCUUCGCCUGGAAGAAUGAGAUGGCAAGAUUCAGGGAAGAGCUUUGACGAAGAACAUUUGACAAGUUUGUACAGUCCUGAAUAUUAGGAAGGUAAAAAGAUCUAAACCUUCUUCUCCCUCAAAUAAUCUCCUAGUGGGGGAAAGAAUGUACACUAGCUUUGUGUAUACAACAUGAUAGUUUUGUAAUAGUCUUUUGUGGUUUCUCUAUACAAAUUUGUCCAUUGUUUGUUCAUAUUCAUUUAUUUUUGAGCUAAGUUAGUACAGAUUUGUAACUAGAUAAUAUUAUUGUUGACUUUGAUUACUAUUAAUUAUUUUGAUUGUUUUAGCAA
This is a messenger RNA of Arabidopsis lyrata subsp. lyrata, 1455 nucleotides long. Its product is annotated as probable magnesium transporter NIPA7. Lineage: Eukaryota; Viridiplantae; Streptophyta; Magnoliopsida; Brassicales; Brassicaceae. The coding region runs from base 233 to 1213 and encodes 326 amino acids. The transcript has 8 exons. Gene Ontology annotation, biological process: magnesium ion transport. Gene Ontology annotation, cellular component: membrane. Gene Ontology annotation, molecular function: magnesium ion transmembrane transporter activity. The record is from RefSeq and is a predicted model, not a curated record.